Messenger RNA from Sarcophilus harrisii (Tasmanian devil), 702 nucleotides. It is a transcript of the gene TRAPPC2L, whose product is annotated as trafficking protein particle complex 2 like. NCBI's taxonomy places the organism in Eukaryota, Metazoa, Chordata, Mammalia, Dasyuromorphia, Dasyuridae. Gene Ontology annotation, biological process: endoplasmic reticulum to Golgi vesicle-mediated transport. The coding region runs from base 85 to 504 and encodes 139 amino acids. Gene Ontology annotation, cellular component: TRAPP complex; nucleus; cytoplasm. The transcript is spliced from 5 exons. The record is from RefSeq and is a predicted model, not a curated record.
GGCAAGGUUCUGGCCGGACACGUGACGGGGACAGGGACGUGGGAGGGCGAUCACGUGACGGGGCCUCCCCUCCCCCCCACCAAGAUGGCGGUGUGCAUCGCCGUGAUCGCCAAAGAGAAUUACCCCCUCUACAUCCGGAGCAUUCCUGCCGAGCAGGAGCUGAAGUUCCAUUACACGGUGCACACAUCGCUCGAUGUGGUAGAUGAGAAGGUCUCUGCAAUGGGGAAGGCCCUCGUGGAUCAGAGGGAACUCUACCUGGGACUCCUGUACCCCACAGAAGACUACAAAGUAUAUGGCUAUGUGACGAAUUCCAAGGUGAAAUUUGUUAUGGUGGUGGAUUCUUCCAACACAGCACUUCGAGACAACGAGAUCCGCAGUAUGUUUCGAAAGCUACAUAAUUCCUACACAGAUGUCAUGUGCAACCCCUUCUAUAACCCUGGAGACCGUAUUCAUUCUAGGGCCUUUGAUAACAUGGUGACUUCCAUGAUGGUGCAGGUUUGUUGAGAGAGAGUAUAAUUUUCAGUUAUUUCUGAAAAAUGCCAUUUUGUAUAGAACUGUAUCAUGCAGUUAUGUGUGUGUAUAUAUAUAUUACCUCCUCCUGUGUAUAAUAUGAAAGUGGCUCUAUUUGGAUGUCUAAAAACUCUUAUGUAAAGUGAAUGAUUAUAGAAAGCUUACUUCAAUAAAAAGUUGAAUCAGUUGAAA